CGUGCCACAAUCCCCAGCUACAACCACUAUUCCUAGCAUUCGUGAGGGGUUCCUGUGACAGGACGAUUAUAACGAGCGGCUCGAACCAAUUUCGGGAGUGCAUUUUUUCAUAAGGUCAGCGGUGUCUCGUGUGCGAAGCAGGCCCGUCGUCGCCAUCGCGACGCAUCAUGGUGACGUCACCCGAGUCUGCGAACAGCGUCCCUGCCGCGCCCGUCUCCGAAGGCGAUAAUCGUGGCGAGGACCGCGCGCUGCCGUCAGUUCCUUCUGUUGCAACAAUGGUUACUGCUUCGUGCAGUACGCCACUGACGCCGCUGCGCUCCGAGCCGCCGCCGAACCGGACCGCAUACUGGCACGUCGCAUUUGAGCAUGACCAAUCCCUACUCCCACUCAUCCCUUCCUUCUGUCGUUUCCUCAUGCGGACAACAACAUUGUAAGCACUCUUGACAGCAGAGCCGCUGAAGUGAAACAAGUCAGCUGAUGAGGGUGCGUGAGGGGGGUGAAUGAAGAUAAGGUAUGGCCCUGUGUACAGAGGUGAGUACGUCUAGUGGAACAGCCUGGAAGGGCAUGCGGUGAUGUUCCUUGCUAUGCCAUCUCGCAUGUCAGAUGUGUGUGCGUUAGAACCAUCACUUGUUGAAUUGCCCCGCUCAUUAACAAUGUCUCUGAUUUCCAGACGUCCCUGUUCGUUCUCCUUGUCUAGUGUUGAGACUAUUGAGAGAGCAUGCGUCCUGUACAUUGGUCGCGCCCGCUGCACUUCCUAUCCCCUGCACUCUCCCUUCAUUGUGCUGCUUCCCAAGCAUGGGAGAGGUGGUGUGGUGAGGCGGAAGACAUCGCUGCCCAGGGGUGUGCUUUGACUACCUGCAGCUGGGCGGGGUGUGCUCCGAGGACCCCAUCUCGCUAAGUAUCUUCUCUUCCUGCAGCACUGGCCCUUCGUUACCAUCGUGGAGCCAUGAUGGCUACGGCACCAGAGGAUGUGAACCUCAUUCCUCCAGCCACGCACGCCGAAGGCGAUAAUCGUGCCAAAGACUACGCGCACGUGCGCCUGCCGCGGGACGCCGCCACGGGGCGCAACAAGGGCUACUGCUUCGUGCACUACGCCUCCGACGCCGCUGCGCGCCGAGCGGCCGCCCAACUGGACCGGCAUGCUGGUGCGCGCUGGACGUGCGCCACAGCAUGGUAGUUGGGAACAGUGCGGUCAGCCUUACGUUUCAACAUUAUGAGUAUUCUGGUCAUUCAGAUGCUGAAACUUCCGUGUUUAUUAGUGCCUCGCGGUCCUCAAAGGUGGGUUCCACUUUCAAGUUUUAAGCAGUAAGUAAUUUCGCACACCCUCAUGCAGUCAGUUAACUUCUCUGACAACCUGGGUUGACGCAGGUAGAAGCAACAAGGUUACUUCCACCCAAAGGUAACAGUAAACUACGCUUGCGACCAGGCCCCUAGAUUGCAGGAAAAUUUUCCUGAUUCAGGAAAAAAACAGAGUUGUUGCUGGUACCAGUCCUGAUUGUCCAGGAUUUUUCGAAAGGCAUUUCCUGUUUUUUCAGCAUUUUUUGGGGGGUUUGUGCCUUAGAGGGUACAACACACUAGUCUAUAUUGCCCUGUAUCUUCCUAUUCUAGUCAUUCUCU
This is a messenger RNA of Closterium sp. NIES-67, 1617 nucleotides long. The record is from the annotation of a GenBank genome assembly. Lineage: Eukaryota; Viridiplantae; Streptophyta; Zygnematophyceae; Desmidiales; Closteriaceae.